Messenger RNA from Oryza sativa Japonica Group (Japanese rice), 2048 nucleotides. Its product is annotated as cytochrome P450 76M5-like. Gene Ontology annotation, molecular function: oxidoreductase activity, acting on paired donors, with incorporation or reduction of molecular oxygen; heme binding; iron ion binding. The record is from RefSeq and is a predicted model, not a curated record. NCBI's taxonomy places the organism in Eukaryota, Viridiplantae, Streptophyta, Magnoliopsida, Poales, Poaceae.
GGCUUUGUCUGCUUAACGAGCAGCAAUAUCAUCCGAAGAGAACGAAAAAAUGGAAGCUUCAACCAUCCUAUGGCUCCUCUACGUCUCGCUCGCCUCUUGCCUCCUCUACAAAGUCUUCGUUUCCACUAAGAACGGCCACCCCAAGAUCGCCGCGCGGCGGCCGCCGGGCCCGACCCCCGUCCUCCUCCUCGGCAACGUGUUCGACCUCCGGGGCGAGCUGCACCUCGCGCUGGCGAGGCUCGCCGAGGAGCACGGCCCCGUGAUGUCGCUCAAGCUCGGCACGGCCACCGCCGUGGUCGCCUCCUCCGCCGCGGCGGCGCGCGACGCCCUGCAGAGGUACGACCACGUCCUCGCGGCGCGGGCGGUGUGCGACGCCGCCCGCGCGCUCGGCACCCACGAGCGGUCCAUCGUAUGGCUCCCCGGGAGCAGCGCGCUGUGGAAGCGCCUCCGCGCUGUGUGCACCAACCACCUCUUCUCCGCGCGCGGGCUCGACGCGACGCGCGCCGUGCGGGAGGCGAAGGUGAGGGAGCUGGUCGAGCACCUCCGAGGGCACGCCGCCGGCGCCGGCGAGGAGGAGGCGGCGGCCGUGGACGUCGGGCGCGUCGUGUUCUCGGCGGUCAUCAACCUCGUCUCCAACGUGCUCUUCUCCGAGGACGUCGCCGACCUGAGCUCCGACCGGGCGCAGGAGCUGGAGAUGCUCGUCAGGGACACGGUCGAGGAGGCCACCAAGCCGAACCUGUCCGACCUCUUCCCCGUGCUCGCCGCGCUGGACCUGCAGGGCCGCCGCCGGCGAACCGCCGUGCAUAUCAGGAAGUUCCAUGACUUCUUCGACGAGAUCAUCAGCCGCCGUCAGAACGCCGGCGGCGAAGGCGAAAGGAAGGAGGAUUUCUUGGACGUGCUACUUCAGCUUCACUCAGCUGAUCAGCUCAGCCUUGACACUAUCAAGACCUUUCUUGGGGAUCUGUUCACCGCCGGGACAGACACGAACUCGAUCACGGUGGAGUGGGCGAUGGCGGAGCUGCUCCGGCACCCGGCGGCGAUGUCGAGGGCGCGCGCCGAGCUGCGCGACGCGCUGGGCGCGAAGCCGCACCCGGACGAGUCGGACAUCGGCAGGCUGCCGUACCUGAGCGCCGUGGUGAUGGAGACCAUGCGGCUGCACCCGCCGAGCCCGCUGCUGAUGCCGCACGAGGCCGUCGCCGACGGCGCCGCGGUCGGCGGCUACGCGGUGCCCAGGGGCACUAAGGUGAUCGUCAACGUGUGGUCCAUCAUGCGCGACCCGGCGUCGUGGCCUCGCCCGGAGGAGUUCGAGCCGGAGCGCUUCGUCGCGGCCGGCGGGUCGUUCCGCGGCGGCGAGAUGCUGGAGUUCAUGCCGUUCGGGGCGGGGAGGAGGGCGUGCCCGGGGACGCCGAUGGCGACGAGGGUGGUGACGCUGGUGUUGGCGUCGCUGCUCCACGCGUUCGAGUGGCGGCUCCCCGGCGGGAUGCGGCCGUGCGACGUCGACGUCAGGGGCCGGUUCGGCACGUCGCUCAACAUGGUCACGCCGCUCAAGGCCGUGCCGGUGCCGGUGCCAGCGCGCCCGUGAUGCGAUUCUGCCCGUGUCGGUUAAGAGGCAGAUCGAUCGAUCCAGCUGGGGGUGAUUUAGAAUUGCUUCGUCCACCUCAAAAUAUAAAUGAUUUUAGAUGAAUGAAAUAUACUACCUCCGUUUUAGGUUAUAAAACUUUUUAAUAUUGUCCACAUUCAUAUAGAUGUUAAUGAAUCUAGGCACCUAUAUAUGAAUGUAGACAAUGCUAGAAAAUCUUAUAAUAUAAAACAGAUAAAGUAUUUUAGUACUACGUACAAAUCUCAAAUCAGACCAGUAGUUUAUCCAUUCAAAGUUUGAUGAAUGAUGGUGAUAGAGUGGGUGACAAAGUUACAAGGCUAAAAUGGAACCUGUGUCCUGUCACAAAUGGAACAAAACUUGUCGGGCCACAUGAAGUUGAAGCCUAUGGUGAUUGAUUGGGUAUGUAUGUUGUGUUUAUAUGGUUAAAUAAACAAACUUAAGCCAAAAA